Molecule: messenger RNA, 4032 nt
Organism: Paramecium primaurelia
Lineage: Eukaryota; Ciliophora; Oligohymenophorea; Peniculida; Parameciidae
Source: the annotation of a GenBank genome assembly
AUGUUAAAUUAAUUCGCAGUUGAAUUGCUUAGAGAUUUGAAUUGUGUAAGAGGAAACCCUCUUUAUUUUGAUACUAGUCUCAUUUAGUUAUUUGAAUCCAUCUCAUAGAACAGUGAAAUGCAAGUAUUCAUUUUCUAAGUCAUCAAAGUCAUCACCAUGCAUCAAUCCAAAUGACAUUUUAGCAGUAAUCAAUAAUUUUGGAACAGAUGUUCAUUUCUUAUCAGAUCAUAUCAUGAAAUAGAAGACCAAUGACUAUUCCAAACUUAUUAGUGGAUAUCGAAAGUAAAUCUUUAUAUUACAUAAAUGUAGUCGUCUCUCAGAUUCUACUAAAUAAAAAUUUAAAUUGAUGUUCAAUAAAUAAAUAAACAAUCCAAUCAUAUAUUAGUAGCAUUUAACACAUUGUUAUAUUCAUCUUUAUGAAAACACAAAUUUCUAUUUAUUAUUAAUUGUAUUACAAUCUAAAUAUGUGAUUGUUGAUUCAAUUACUCAAAAGAAUACAGGAAUCCAUAUUUAAGGAUGGUUAAAUUAUCCUACAUAAUUGACUGGAAUUCAAUUUGUAGAUGGAGAUUAAUAUUAUGAAUUAUAAGACUCAGAUACUAAAUAAAAGUAAAUCACUAUAGAAAAUUAAAAUAUUUGGUUAUUCGACUUAUUUAUUGAUAAUUCAAGUACUUAAAUACUUCCUUUGAUAUCUCAUAAAUUUGGAGAUAUACCUAUAGUCUAAUUCUUUUGUGAAUAAUAAGUUGGAGAAGUCUAACUUAAAGAAUAGAAAUCAUUAUAAUCUCCAUCCCAUCCAAUACUUAAACAAUUACAUUUACUCUCUUCUAGAGACCCACUACAACCUAUUAAAUCAAAUCUAUAAAAUAAAAUUGAAUAACUUAAAGGUUAAAAAUUUACAGGAUUUGAAUAAGAACAUCAUCCAAAGGUACCUCAUACUACAUCAAAAAAUUUAUAAUUGUUUCGUAUUGAAGAAAAUCAAUACGAAUAAUCUAGUGCAAAGCCUGAUGAUUUAGAUUUAUACACUAAAAAUUUAGAAUCUAAAUAUCUAAAUGCCCCUAAAUUUCCUUGUUUAAUUGAUGGAUUAAUUAGUUCAGAAUCAUAAAUGCUAGAAAAAAGUCAAAAUCCAUAUGUUCCUUUAACUCAUAAGGAAUAGUCAACACUCUCAGAAAUAAGACAUUAGACUGUAAAUACUUAAGAUUCUGCUAUAAAUGAACAUUUAAGUAAUAUGUUGGAUUAGAAAUAAUUAUAAAAUAUUUAUUAAGAUUUAUGUAGAGAGGUUGAAAAGCCUUAGAAUAAUUUGUAGUAGAGUUAAUAAAUAUUUCAACCUUAUAAUGUUGAAUCUCUUUAUUUUGGUAAUUCUUAAUAGCAUUCUAAUCGUAAUUAUGAAUCAUAAGACUUAUUUUUACAAUAAUAAUAAUAAUAAUAAUAAUAAUAAUAAAAUUAAUUUUAUAAUUAGUAAUAAUAAUAAUAAUAAUAAUAAUAAUAAUAAUAAUAAUAAUAACCAUUUAAUUAAGAUUAUUCAUAAUAAUAAUAAUAAUCUUAUUAAUACUAAUAAUAAUAAUAUUUAUAAUAGUAAUAAUAAUAAUAAUAAUUUUAUUAUGAAUAACAAUAGUAAUAGUUAUUAUAAUAAUAAUACUAAUAACAAUUAUAUUAAUAAUAAUAACUUCAAUAUUAAAUGAUGUUAUAUCAUUAAUAAUUGUAAUAAUAUCCAAAUAAUUUAUAAAUAUAAUAACCUGAAGAACAAUAUUAUUUUGAAGAACCAUAAUUGGAAUCUCCACCUAAAAAGUGGUCUUUUAGUCCUCAAAAACAAGAUGAAUCAAUUGCAAUCAAGAAAAGAACCUCAAAUCCUGAGCCUUAAAAUAAAACAUCUUAUCGAUAUUCAAUAAGAUAAUCAAUCAAAUAAUAAAAGAAAUCAGAAUUCUAAUUGUCAAAUACUUAAAAAAUAUUAUAGAAAGAAGGGGCAUAAAUAAAAGAUAAUGAAAUUCCAUUCAAAUGUAAACUCAAGAUUAAUUCAAUACAUCCUUAUGAUUUUGUUGAUUUAAGAUCAAAUAGAGCAUAAAAAAAGAUGAAAGAAAUAGAAUAGGGUUUAUUAAGUUAAUCUAUAAGAUGUAAAUAAUUUUAUUAUUAUUAGAUCACAAAGAUCAUAAUUUUAAUGCAUUAUAUCGUAAUGAGAAAUUUUCAGAUAUUGUUCUAAUAGUUAAUGAUCAUUAAUAUAAAUCUCAUAAAUCAGUAUUGAUUUAGGUUUCUAAUUAUUUUAAAGAAUUAUUAGAAACUAAAUAAUUUGAAUUAAAUUUGUAGGUUGAUAAUUUAUAAUUAUUUGAUAUGGUUUAUAAAUACAUAUAUUUAGGUAAAUUGACAGAUUCAGAAUGGAAUGAAGUAGGAAUUCAUUAAUCAAUUAAAUUUUAUAGAUUGGCAGAAAAAUUAGAGUUAUAUUAAUUGAUUGAAUAAUUAAUAAGUAGAGUUGUAAUACCUAUGAUGAUAAAUGAAUUUGUACUAGAUUGGUACAUUAUAGGUUUUAGGAAUUAAAAUUCUCAUCUUUCUUACAUUUUUAAAUUUGUUUAUGUUUAUACAGUAACAUAUUUUUCAUUAAAUUGCAAAACUAUAAUUGAUUUAAUUAGAGGUAGAUAAGAUGAUUCAAUUAUUAAAGAUUAAUAGAUGUAAAAUAAAUAUAAGAAAAUAUUUGAUUUGAUGACACCUGAAGAAAUAUAUUUUCUUGUUUAAUAACCUUUAAUGUAAACUGAUUUUGAAGGAGUUGAUAAUUUAUUAUGGUUAAUAACAGAGAAAAAAUAAUGUUAAUAAAUAGAUUUACUAAAACAAUUAUCAAUGGAUCAUUUAUCUAAUUGUGGAUUUAAAUAUAAAGAUUUCACUAAUUAUUAAUUUGAAUAGAAUUUGCCUCUAUUAAAUAAUCAAAUUAUUAUAUAUCCUUAAAGACUUUAAGAGACCAAGAAAAGGAGAAGUUCUAUAUAUACUGAUUAAGAAUUUCAUUAUUCCGAAUCAUUAUUUGAUGAAUAUUCAUUUUAUUAAUAAAACUCUAAUACUUGUAAAAUUAACAAGUUGGUUUAUGAAAUGAAAAUUAGUAAUGUAGUAGGUAAUUCAAUUGUAAUUUCUGAAUGUUUUGCUUCAUAAAGUCUUGCUUGGAGAUUAAUUAUUGAUAUUAAUGAUAAGAAUAUCAUAUCAAUUUAUUUGUAAGAAAGGGGAUCAAUUAAAAAUAAUCUAAAAUAUAUGAAUCUUGAAGAUAACUUAAUGGAUGAAUCAUUACCUUAAUAUACAAAAUUAAAUUUUAUUAGUGUUUUAGUUAAAAUUUCAAUACUUAAUAAAUAAGAAUAAAGCAAUGAAAGAGUUAUGUAUCAUACAUAUCCAACAAAUUAAUUCCACACAGUAGGAUUUGAAGAUAUUUAGACUGUAGGUUCUUCUUUAUGGUUAAAGGUUUAUAUAUAAGAAGAUCCUCUUCAUUCUGCUUUAAUGCAUUGGUGUGGAUAUAAUUUUAACGAUAAGUUCUGUUAAUUACCCUAUUUUACAUUAUAUUCAUUAUUAAAAUCAGAUAUGUUGAGAAUAAGUGAAGAAAAAUAAAUUUUAGGAUUAUUGUACAAUUUAUAAAAAUCUGAAUAGGAAUAAAAUCUUGAUCUUGUUAUUCAUCCAAUCAGAUAUUUUUAUGUGCCAAUAGGAGAAAUCUUUACAUUAUCUAAAGAUUGUUAGACAGUUCGAAAGAAUAAGUUAUUCUAAAGUAUUUUGAAUUUAUUAUUAUCUCAUUAUUUGGAUGGGAAAUAACAUAAUUAGAAACCUAGAAAGACUUAUGCAAAAAUAGAUAUAUUAAUAAAUCAAUCAGAUUUUAAGAAAGAAUGGUUAAAAUGGUUAAUAUAUAGUGAUAAUAAAACAUUGAAAAUUAAUACAAAUGAUAUAAAAAAAGAAGUAAUAGAGAAAUAAAAGAAAAUUGAAAGAUAAUAAUACUAAUAAUACUUUUAAGUUUAUAAUUACACACCAAAAAAAUAAUUAGAGUAAUAAUAACAAUAAUCACCUAAAUGUAAUAUAUUUUGA